AGUGCGACGCGGUAUCUCUCGGGAUAAAGUUAGGUGAGUGCGGAAGUUAUUCCGUCGAGCACAGCCGUGCUCAUUAAUUCCCUACAUUCAACAGGUUACCGGGGUUUUAGAGAAACUUUGUUAAGAUUAUAUCAUGCCUAAUCGUCACAUUCAAAUAAUUUUGGAAAAACAAGAUAGAGAAUUACUGCUGGCGGAACAAAAUUGUACAGUUUUAUAUGGUUUAGAUGUUAAAAACAAACAUCAGUCUCCUUAUUUCAACAAAACAACAAGAAAUGUGAUGUGCCAACCUUUUUGGGAUUCCAUUUUAUGUUGGCCUUACACACCUGCAGGAGAAACAGCUAUUUUACCAUGCCCUUCAUACUUUACAGGCUUCAGAGAGAAUUAUAAUGCAACAAGAACUUGUACAGAAAAUGGAACGUGGUUUGUAAAUAAUGUGACUCAUGAACCGUGGGGAGAUUAUACGCAUUGUUCUGAAGGCAAAAUCACUACAAUUUUUACCAAUCUGGCACACCAUGAAUCUGAUCUCUCCGAAAGGUACAAAACUUUGGUACCAAUCAUCAAAAUACUUUCACAAACAGGAUAUGCUGUAUCAUUAGUAACAUUAAUUGCAGCGUUUAUUAUAAUGUCUUCAAUAAAAAAGCUACAUUGUGCACGAAACAUCCUCCACAUGAAUCUCUUCGCUUCAUUUAUUUUUCGCGCAUUUUUUCACAUUUUAAAGGAAUUGUUAUUUGUUGCCGGAGUAGGAUUGUCAAUUGAUUUUAGUGAGAAAAACGGAGACUUGUAUUUCAAAACAGAUAUAACGGAUAAUAACUAUCAAUGUAAAUUACUUACAUCUUUAGUACAAUAUUUUACCACAGCAAAUUAUUCGUGGAUAUUAAUGGAAGGACUGUAUUUGAAUAAUUUGAUUUGGAGAGCAUUAUUUACAGAUUCAAGUAGGAAUCUAGUUUAUUACAUUUGUAUUGGAUGGGGUUUGCCUAUCGCUGUAAUUAUACCUUGGAUAAUAGCUAGAAUAUUUCUUGAUGACACCAUGUGUUGGACCACAAAUGAUAAUUUGAAAGCGUAUUUAAUCAUUGUAAUUCCCACAAUUGUAGCAGUACUGAUAAACUUUGCCCUAUUUAUAGUGAUCUCCAUAGUACUUUUCACAAAGCUACGUUCACCUAUUUGCGAAGACACGAAAAGAUACCAGAGAUGGGCUAGAUCCACUUUGGUAUUAGUACCCUUGUUUGGAGUACAUUAUGCUAUAUUGUUAAUCUUCUAUUUUACUGGAAAAACGGAUAUAUGGUUAAUUUGCGAUUCACUUUUUGGAAGUUUUCAGGGAUUAUUUGUCGCCGUGCUCUACUGUUUCAUGAAUGGAGAGGUUAAAACUGAGCUGAAACCACACAUCUUUAAUAUUUUAAGCUAUUUAGCUACGCAUAGAGUAUUUGGAAUUUGUUUUCCUUGUCGAGAAAAAUUUUUAAGAUCAGCAGUAGGGAGACAAUCAGUUUGCACGACUUUAUCGUAUAGUUCUAUGUACUUUAAUGGUGUCGGCCAUAGAAAUAGCAAAUCUAAAUAUACUGACAAAAGUAAAGGUCAUUGCUGCACCGGUAGUAAACAAACUGUAACUACAAAGAAUGGUACGAAGCACAAUAUGUCGAUUACGGGAGAUAAAUGUCAGGCUGAAACGUCUCUUUGUAUAGAUCCACGGACUAAUAAAUGCAUCGAGCCGUGUGCAACCGAUGAAGAAAUCUGCAUGUUAGCAAGAAGUUGUUGAAUAUUUCUGAGGAACCUUUUGAUUAUCUUACAGGGUGUAAUUUUAUACUUAUUAUAUAAGUUUCCGAGAAACGAAGCCUUGUGUCAUCAUGUGAUAAAGAAAAAAAAAGAAGACGAAUAUGACUGGGCUAGAACGAUAGUUGUAUAACUACUUUUGCAAAUGUACAUUUUUCACUAGAAGAAAUACCAGAAAUGGAAGAAAACUACAUUUAGCUACGGAUUCGAAGGUCUUUUUAGAGACUGUACUAGAUAGGAUAUUGUCAGUGGGUUUCUCAUGCCUAUACGAAAAGUAACGGAUAGAGUUUUUGUUGUUCAGACUAUUGCGAAACUUAAGAUGACGCUCAAAAAUUUGAGAAUUUCUAUGAAGGGUCGAAGCGCCAUUUUCAAAUCAUCUCGUUUAUUAAUUUAAGAAAUAAAAAAGCCACGUUUGUCAAUUUUCGUUUUCCUACAAUGUCUAUUUGUAUUUUCCUUUUCAGAUCGUCUCCGUAUUGCUUGCGAGCGCUAAUGUGAACAUUUAUUAAACUACUAAUUUUCGCUUUCAUACGAACCCCAAUAAGAAAGAGUUCUACUUAUCUCUGCCCUCCAUAAUUCAGACUCUGAUUUGAAAUCUGAUCGUCUUAUUUAUCACUAGAACUCCAUUCAGCUCAAUCAUUUAAGCGAAUUAAUUCAUAUAUUAUAUUUUUUUAUUACUAAUUGUUAUACAAGUAAAUGGGCAGCGAAGUGUUACUAGCUUUGUGAGGAACUUUUAAAACAUUUUUAAAUUUAAUUCAAUAAAAAUUUUAGGUUCUUUAAACAACACAUCAUUCAAGUGAUGUCUCUCAAUGUCUAUUUACUGCUGUAGUCUGUUUCUGAAGUUCGUUAGUUGUUUGUUACAACUUAAGGUAAAACGUAUGCUCCUUGAGUCUUCGGUCGGGAUUGAAAUAUUUCAAUUUUCACCCCAUGCAAAAUCGCAAAAAGUUAACGCGUUGAUCCCCAACCAAAAUUGAUAAACCUUCCCCUGGACCCAAAAAUUUUUUUGUGUUUUUACACUCCAUAUGGGGUGUGUAUCCAAGGAAAAAUUUAUUUGAAAGAAAAAUUACGAGAAAAUGAUGCUCUUUGUGUGCGGUCCAUAGGGUCUCUAUGGGCCAGAGGUAAAGUUUAGCGCUAAAAAUUCAUCCAGGCCCCAAAGAGGUCAUUUUUGCACUUUUUAUUCAAAAUAAAGUUAUUCAAUAUAUUAUCUUGAAGUUACACCCUACUCGCAGAAUGAAAAAAAAAAUUUAUUUGCAUUUUUAUCCCUUGAACGAUGAUUUAUACUUUUAUGUAAAGUGUACAAAAAUGAACGAUAUGUUUUGAAAAAUAUUAUAUACGAUCAAAGUGAUGUAAAAGUAGCACAAAUUAAAGAUUUAGUCACAUAUUAUUUGAAUUAUGUUGAAGAAAACAAAAAAAAUAUGAAAAGUGAGGUUUUCUGCUUUACAAUGAAGUUGCAGAUCAUGAAAAAAAAUCAAAUGGACCAAGUGUAUGAUAAUGUUUCAAGGACCCAGGAUGGUUUAAUCAAACUGUGAAAAACAUUUAAAUACGGUCUCUUGAGCCGUGGAUUAGGUUUGCAAUGAAAUACGUCUUGCAGUCCAUAGGACCGGUCUGGGCUAUGAGGAGAGUUCAGUUGCGGGCCUAUGAACCGCAUUGGGGCUCAACGUGUUAAAUCCGGCGAGCACGUGUACCAUGGAAUGUUAUUAAAUCGGGAGAUCAAUUACCCGGGGAACAUUUCACCUAGAAUUUCUAGCAGUACCUACGUGCUGUGGCAAACAUACUAUUCCCAAUUUAUUUUGUUGUUAUUCAAGAAAUUAUUAAAUUUUGUUGAUACAUAGAUGGUCCCAAUUAAAGACAAGAGGAUCAAUUUAAUCUUGAAUAUAAAUUACAAACCAAAUUGUGUCUUUCCUACUGUUUAUAGUUUUUCAUCAACUACCCCAUGUUUUGCACCACUACAGUAAUGCAUAUUCUACUUGUUUGUAACUCCAAAAAGAUGAAUUUGCUCCUCCUCACUAAACAAAUCACUUGGGUCAUGAAGCAAAUCAACAGUGAGAAUUUCACAUAUGCUUAGUGCCAGUCCCGUUGGGUGAGUUCUUGAACAAUGACCUUUUUUUUUGGUUGGGAGUGAAAUAUCUGAUGAAGUCAGUCAGUCGGUCAAUCAAUGAAAAUCUGAACUGAAGAAAUUUUGAUAGUUUUAAUUGAACAAGGCAAUGAACUGGCAAAAAGUAUAGCAAGAUUGAUCAUACAUAUUUUUAAUUUAUGACCUUCAUAUUUUUCAGUGGUCAUAAUCUAUUCAAAAACAUUCUUAAUGAGAAUUAUAGACUAAUUGUAUUGGGAAAUGAGCCCAAAGAUUUACUAUAAAUAUAAAAUGAAAAAGGUACUAUAGCAUGUUAUCAAAAAACAUUCAAAUUGUACCUAAAAUAUCCUAAGGUAAAAUAAAAACCCAAAAUUUGUCAAAUUUAAAAGAUACUUAUAGAAUAAGAGCACAAUUUGAAGAACUGAGAGAUUCGUUGGAUAGAAUUUGGUUAGUAAGGAAAAUUUUUAUAGGAGGAGAGUUUGUUGGAGUCGGUCCUGAUAUAGGAAUUGCUCCUCUGCAGGGCUGGGGUUGUAUUUGCUAACUUUUUUGAAGGAGGAAAAUCGAAUAUUAAGAAUUUUUGGCUCUGGGUUUUUUUGAAAAAUUUUAUUUUUGGAAAAAAAUUUUGUUUAUUGUUUAUUUUAAAUUUAAAAGAGCACCGUCGAUUUGAAGAAACAGAACAAAUUUAUACAAGAUAAUGUUGAUGGGACAAAAUAAUUAAUUGGCAAAAAUUACAGCAAGAUUAUUGAUAAAUAUUUUUUAAUUAUGACUUUCAUAUUUUUCAGUGGUUAUGUCCUUUUCAAAAACAUUGUGAAAAAGAAUUAUUGUAAUAAGAAAAAGGGUCAAAAGUUUAGUAAAUAUAAAAUAAAAUACUACAGCAUGUCAUCAAAAAAUAUUCAAAUUGUACCUAAAAUAUGUGGUAAAUUUGUAGAAACCCAAUAGUUUCCGAUUUACAAGUUACUUGAAACGUGAAAAAAAUUUGAAUAACUGUAAUAAUUGUAAUGUUAUUUCUACAACCAGCCUUACUAUUUUGAGACCAAAAAUAAUUACGUUUAUUUUUCAGCAGUUUGUCUUUCGGGUACUGUAAAUGAUGAUAAUUAAUUCAGACAUUAAAUAUUAAAGGCAAGAAAAACAGGCGAGUGAAAUAUGUCUGGAAUAUUGUUUAGAAUUGAAUUAAAUUUUAAAUAUUCACUGAUUUCUGUUAAAAAUUUAAUGUGAUAUUAAAUAUAAUAGGAAAUAAGUUUGUAUAUUUGCAUUUAUGUAAAUAUUUCAGAGUAUCGGAUGUAUCAUUCCAAUUUAUUGACUUUCAGUAUUUUUUUAUACUAAAAGUUGAACCAUUUUGACAAAAAUAAAAUUUUAAUGUAAGUUACUAAUGUCUAUUUAUGAAUAAGAAUUUUUUGUUUGGUGUUUAAAUAAUAAAGAUGUUUUUAUUAA
Molecule: messenger RNA, 5263 nt
Organism: Diorhabda sublineata
Lineage: Eukaryota; Metazoa; Arthropoda; Insecta; Coleoptera; Chrysomelidae
Product: vasoactive intestinal polypeptide receptor 2-like
Exons: 12
Coding region: 134-1750 (538 amino acids)
Biological process (GO): cell surface receptor signaling pathway; adenylate cyclase-modulating G protein-coupled receptor signaling pathway
Cellular component (GO): plasma membrane
Molecular function (GO): G protein-coupled peptide receptor activity; peptide hormone binding
Source: RefSeq, a predicted model, not a curated record